AUGCUGCCGCCUCUGACCGUCGAGCAGAUAGCUCGGCAGGCCGGUCAGUACGAGUUCGAUCCCCAGGUGCCUCUUCGCUACUGGCUUCGCUCCGCCGGCUUGCUUGUCAAAGAGGCUCGAAUAUACGAACAAGAAGGCAACGACCAGCAGGCCUACCUCCUUCUCUUCAGACAUGCCCAGCUCGUCCUCAUCAACCUCACUGCCCACCCCGACGCCCGAGACCCAAAGAACAAACAAGGGCUGGCCGCCGCAAAGAAGGAAGUCCAGGCUUCACUCAACAAGCUGGAGAUACUCAAACCUCGGAUCCGCAGGCUACACGACCGGUACCAGGAGCUCCAGCAGCGCAGUCAAGCUGAGAACCAUGCUGCGGCCACUACCACUGCAUCUACAAUGGAGGAUCACACCGCAACCACCUUCUCCGAUCUAGAUGCUACCAUUCAAAGCGCAACCACAGUGCAAGACCCAGCGCUGGCAGGCCGACCAGAGGCACUGCAGGCUGCUGAAAACAGAGACUUUGCCGUCAGACUGGCCCAGAGCGAGUUCAGGCGCAGGGCCUUUGCGCGUGGAGAUGCCAGGCGGCCGUCAUACGCCAGCUCGGAGGCCAGUGUUAGUACCGCCAACACCGCCAACACUACCAAUACUGCCAAGAUGGAAGGAGAUGUACUCGCAAGGAGACUGCAGGAGGUUAGAUCCAUGCUUAGCAGCGGCCUAUCAAAGUCUAAUACUACUUCUUCUUCCUCUCCUACCUCGAGAUCGCCCACUCUCAUGCCUAUAGAGCAGCAUCUCUCCGGAUACAGAUACCCUUCUAUCCCAAGACAGAGCUGCCAACACCAUCAUACCGGCUCCCACUCUCCUAUCCGGCCCCCAAAGAUCGAACAGGCACCACCAGUCCCAGGAAAGACACCAACCAUACCCGCUAAGAUACCCGACCCAGACAUCACCUCCUCCUCCACCGCUGCGUCAACUACCUCUCUUCUUCCCCCACUACCAAGCAAAGUGCCUCCCUUACCUCCUAGGGCAGGCUCAGUGACUCCUUCGCCCUCACACACCCCUACCCACUCACGCUCCAACACCCGCACCCUUCUCUCUUCUCCUCCAAAGCUACCUUCCAAGCAACCUCCUACCCCAGACACAGAGAAGGACAUCCUCCACCCCUCAACAUUCACCUUCAAGCCAUCCUCCUACCUCGAAAAUGGUACUCCUCUCCGCACAAUCUUCAUCUCUCCUGAUCUACGUACCCAAUUCCUCUCCCUCGCCGCCCCCAACACUGCCGCUAACCUAGAGACAUGCGGCAUCCUAGCGGGCACCCUCAUAUCAAACGCAUUUUUUAUUUCGCGGCUUAUUAUCCCAGAGCAAGAAUCUACCCCAGAUACAUGCGAAAUGCUCAAUGAGGCUGCUAUAUUCGAGUACUGCGAGGCAGAAGAUCUCAUGGUUUUAGGCUGGAUCCACACUCACCCGACACAAACUUGUUUCAUGAGCUCAAGAGACCUGCAUACCCAGUCCGGCUAUCAAGUAAUGCUGUCAGAGAGUAUCGCCAUUGUCUGUGCACCCAGCCACGAGCCGAGCUGGGGUGUUUUUCGAUUGACGGACCCCCCGGGCCUGAAAUCAGUGUUGAACUGUACUCGACCUGGCUUGUUCCACCCCCACGACGAGACAAAUAUAUAUACCGACGCCCUGCGGCCAGGACAUGUGUUUGAAGCAAAAGGUCUAGAUUUUGAGACUGUUGACUUACGACCAUCGACAUCGUCACAGAAAUGA
Trichophyton verrucosum HKI 0517 is the source of this 1758-nucleotide messenger RNA. RefSeq names its product endosome-associated ubiquitin isopeptidase (AmsH), putative. The record is from RefSeq and is a predicted model, not a curated record. The transcript has 2 exons. Gene Ontology annotation, biological process: protein K63-linked deubiquitination. The coding region runs from base 1 to 1758 and encodes 585 amino acids. NCBI's taxonomy places the organism in Eukaryota, Fungi, Ascomycota, Eurotiomycetes, Onygenales, Arthrodermataceae. Gene Ontology annotation, molecular function: K63-linked deubiquitinase activity; metal-dependent deubiquitinase activity; protein binding. Gene Ontology annotation, cellular component: membrane; endosome.